ACAUUCUCCUCACUGUGCGUCGCUGUGUGUUUUACUGUGUGUAUAUGUGUGUGUAAUCUGCCUCCUCUCGUGUAGAUGUCGAGUGACUGCCUCUGAGUCUAACGGUGAACACGGGAUUGUAAAAAAAGAAAAACCCUCCAGGUGCACCGUAACACGGCGAUACUUUUUGUUUUUUUUAAGCAGUGACCCGUCCUGUCCCACUGACAACCGGGUCGGUCCGAAACGAUGAGCCAGCCACGGCCGGACGAGUUCAAGCCUCCUCCAGAGUGCCCGGUCUUCGAGCCCAGCUGGGAAGAAUUUGGAGAUCCCUAUGCUUUCAUCAAUAAGAUCCGUCCCAUCGCCGAAAAAACUGGCAUUUGCAAAGUCCGUCCGCCUCCGGGUUGGCAGCCUCCAUUUGCUUGUGAUGUGGACAAACUUCACUUUGUUCCUCGGAUCCAGAGGCUCAAUGAAUUGGAGGCUCAGACGAGAGUGAAGCUCAACUUUUUGGACCAGAUUGCCAAAUUCUGGGAUUUGCAGGGAUGCGCCCUGAAGAUUCCUCAUGUGGAGAGGAAGAUUUUGGAUUUGUAUAAGCUAAAUAAGCUGGUAGCAGAUGAGGGCGGAUUUGACGUUGUCUGUCGGGACAGGCGCUGGACCAAGAUUGCACUACAAAUGGGCUUCGCCCCUGGCAAAGCUGUUGGCUCACACCUGCGAGGGCAUUAUGAGAGACUCCUCUAUCCUUACUAUCUUUUUCAGAAUGGAGCAAACCUGCUGGCACCAGAGCCAGCUUCCAAACUGAUGCAUUUGGAGGGUGAUCCUGAACUUGAAAAGUGUGUUCAGAAGCCAUUUCAGCCGGAGGAAAGCACAGGAAGCAUGGAGAGCAGGGACGCCAAGGAGCCCAAACUGCCGGAGCAGCCUCAGAGGCAGCCUGUGCAGGCGCCUGAUGUUUGCCCCAGUGCUCGCAGAGCCAAACGCAUGAAGUGUGAGGCCAUCUAUGUGAAGACUGAACCAGGUGAGCCCGGCGAGAACAGGCCAAACCUGCGGCGGAGGAUGGGUUCUUUUGUUGCCAAGCCAGAGCCAGAAAAAGAAAUUCCCAUUCCAGUGAAACAGGAACCAGUUGAAAGUAAAGAACCAGUCGUCGAAGCUGACAAAUCCAAGUCUCGAUACAAGAAAAUUAUCCCUCCAGUACCUCCGAGUCCAGUGGAUCUGGUUGUGUGUCUGGUGUGUGCCAGUGGGGGAGAUGAAGACCGUCUGUUGCUGUGUGACGGCUGUGACGACAGCUAUCACACUUUUUGCCUGAUCCCUCCUCUACACGAUGUCCCCAAAGGAGACUGGAGGUGCCCCAGGUGUCUAGCUCAGGUGAGGUUAAGCUGCAGAGCAUACAGAGACUAUUCCCUGCGUGCAUUUGGGCAAAUGGCUGAUGCAUUCAAAUCUGAUUACUUCAACAUGCCAGUUCAUAUGGUACCCACAGAGCUGGUUGAGAAAGAGUUCUGGCGUUUGGUUGGAGCCAUUGAUGAGGAUGUUACUGUAGAAUAUGGGGCAGAUAUUGCCUCAAAGGAGUUUGGGAGUGGAUUCCCCAUUCCAAAUGGAAAAUUUAAGGUUUCCCCAGCUGAUGAGAAAUACCUCAAAUGUGGCUGGAACCUCAACAACCUGGCAAUGAUGAAGCCUUCAGUACUGACUCAUGUGACAGCUGAUAUCUGUGGGAUGACGCUGCCAUGGCUUUAUGUUGGCAUGUGCUUCUCCUCAUUCUGCUGGCACAUUGAGGAUCACUGGAGCUACUCCAUCAAUUAUCUGCACUGGGGGGAGCCAAAAACCUGGUAUGGAGCUCCUGGUUUUGCUGCAGAACAGCUGGAGGAGGUGAUGAAGAAACUGGCACCAGAGCUGUUUGAGUCUCAGCCUGACCUGCUGCACCAGCUGGUCACCAUCAUGAACCCCAACACUCUGAUGGCCCACGGUGUCCCAAUUUACAGAACAAACCAGUGUGCUGGUGAGUUUGUCAUCACGUUUCCUAGAGCCUACCACAGUGGCUUCAAUCAGGGCUUCAACUUUGCUGAGGCAGUCAACUUCUGCACAGUGGACUGGAUGCCUCUUGGCAGGCAGUGUGUUGACCACUAUCGCAUGCUGCACCGUUACAAUGUGUUCUCCCAUGAUGAGAUGGUGUGCAACAUGGCCUUGAAAGCAGACACACUCAAUGUGGUUCUAGCCUCAGCAGUCCACAAGGACAUGGUUGUCAUGAUCCAAGAAGAGCAGGACCUGAGAGAGAGAGCGAAGAACAUGGGUGUGUUGCUUUGCAAGGAGGCCAAAUACGAUCACCUCCAGGAUGAUGAGCGGCAGUGUGUUAAGUGCAGGACCACCUGCUACCUGUCUGCCAUCACCUGUCACUGCAGUCCAGGAGUACUGGUCUGUCUGCACCACAUCAGCGACCUCUGCUCCUGCCCCAUCACCAACUACACACUGAAUUACAGAUACACACUGGACAACCUGUUCCCCAUGAUGAAUGCUGUGAAGCAGCGAGCUGAGCUGUAUGAUGAAUGGGCCUCCCAUGUGACAGAGACUCUGGAGGCUAAACUAGACAAGAAGAAGGGCCUGCCAGUCUUUCGUUCACUUCUUGCUGAAUCAGAAUCCAAAGUGUUCCCUGACAAUGACCUGCUGCGACGGCUACGCCUGGUCACACAAGAUGCAGAGAAAUGCUCCUCAGUAGCACAGCAACUGUUGAACGGCAAGAGGCAGACCAGGUAUCGUUGUGGUAGUGAGAAAUCACGAAGCCAGCUGACCGUGGAGGAGCUGAGUUCAUUUGUGAGGCAGCUGUAUAACCUCCCCUGCUGUCUCCCCCAGGCCCCCAAGCUGAAGGAACUCUUGAAUCACAUCGAAGACUUCCAGCAGCACAGCGAGAAGGUCCUGGCUGAUGAAGUUCCCAGCGUCGCAGAGAUCCAGGGCCUGUUGGAUGUCAGCUUUGACUUUGACGUGGAGCUGCCUGAGUUGCCUCGCCUGAGAGUGAGACUGGAACAGGCGCGCUGGCUGGAGGCGGUGCAGCAGGCCAGCACUGCCACCCUCACUUUGGAGACCAUGAGGAGGCUCAUUGACCAGGGAGUGGGCCUGUCACCGCACCCAUCUGUGGAGAACGCCAUGGCACGCCUUCAGGAGCUGCUCACCGUGUCAGAGCACUGGGAGGACAAGGCGAGCAGUCUCCUUAAAGCCAGACCGCCACACUCCAUAGAGACUCUUAGUGCUGUUGCUGAGAAGGCAUCAGGUAUCCCUGCUUACCUCCCCAACUGUCUGCUCCUGAAAGACACCAUCAGAAAAGCCCAUGAGUGGCUUCAAGAAGCUGAGGAGCUGCAGGCCAGCGGUUGCAUACCAAUGGUGGACAGCCUCUCGGACAUGGUGCUACGAGGACAAGCCAUUCAAGUCCACCUGGAGCCUUUAGACAAACUGGAGUCUUUAAUGGUAGAAGUGCAAGAAUGGAAGGAAUCUGCAGCUUCAGCUUUCCUUGAGAAAGACUCACCUCUUUCCUUACUGGAGGUCCUUUGUCCAAGAUGUGAAGUUGGAAAUGUAGGUUCUCCAAAGAGGAAGGCCAAGAAAGGGAAAGAAUCGCCUAAAAGUAACAAAAAGAAAACCCCACGGCUCAACACUCUAAGUGAUGUGGAAAAAGCACUUUCAGAGACCAAGGAUUCUUCUUCUGCAAUGGCAACUCUGGAAGAACUGCGCGUGCGGGAGAUGGAGGCUUUCUCUAAUCUCAGGGCAGCAAAUGAGUCAAAGCUCCUUCCCACAGCAGACUGCAUGGACCUAAAGGUGUGUGUCUGUCAGAAGGCGCCCAUGGGCGCCAUGCUGCAGUGUGAGCUCUGCAGGGAUGCCUUCCACAGCGUCUGUGUCAAAGAACUGACAGACUCCUGCAAAACACAGCCUUGGCUCUGUCCACACUGCCAGCAAUCAGAAAAGCCCCCCUUGAACAAAGCCCUCUCUCUGCUGGCAUCUCUGCGUCACAUAGGGGUGCGCCUACCAGAGGGCGAGGCACUGCAGUAUCUGGUUGAGAGGACAGUUAACUGGCAGCAGCGGGCACAGCAGAUUUCACAGACCUGUAACCUACCAGAACUGGAAGAGAGACCAGGAACUCCUCCCAUCCUAACGUGCUCGGUAUCAGGCAGCCAUGACAUUCACAACAACACUCAGGCUCCUUGUCUGACUCCAGAGUGGAACAGGACAGGCCAUGCUCAGACAGUUUUCUACACUGAGCAGAGAUGUAUACCGCUGCAGGGCUUGAGUCAGGAGCUGGACGAGCUAAUGGUGGAGGGGCUCCUGCUGCAGGUGUCUCUACCAGAGAUCCAGAGCCUCUACCAUGUUUUAUUAGACCGAGCCAGCAGCCUACAGACGAACAGAUGCAUGUCGCCAUCCCAGGACGAGUCCACAGACACACACAUGCAGUUUAACUCUCAGGGAAAAAAACUGCCACUGAACAAGGAUGGAAUCAGUGGCAUGAGGGAAACUAUGACUGUCUCAGAGAAGAAAGCAAAGCGGCAUCUGGAGAGGGACGGUGUAGAUGGGGAGCGCAGGAGGAAGGACAAAAAACACUCUCGCAAACGACAGAAGAUGAAUAAAAAGAACCUGCAGCGUAGGCCAGCCUCAACCUCAUCGUCCCCUCGAUCUGAUUUCUCCCAGUCUGAUGACUCUGAUGAGGAGAUGGCUGUUUGUCCGGCAGAGAGGUGUUGUCUGCCAGAGGGAGAUGAGGUGGAUUGGGUCCAGUGUGACGGCAGCUGUAACCAGUGGUUUCACCAGGUCUGCGUUGGUGUUACGGCUGAGAUGGCAGAGAAGGAGGACUAUAUUUGUGUCAGGUGCACACUGAACGACGGGCACAUGAGAAAAUGAAGAAAGCAGAGAUUUUUCUGAAGGAUGACUGAAGGGGUCUGCCUGUCAUCAGUCCGUUAUUGGAGUCACCAGUCUGGAUGUGUCACUGAUCGUGUACCCCCCUCACCUUCGUCCUGUCUGUCCGACCCUUUUGUAACAACGGUGCUAUCUCCUCUUUGACUUGUUGUCCAGAACUACGUUUAGUUAUUUUUUGUAUUUUUACAUAUACAUAUUAUAUAUAUAUUAUAUAUAUUUCUUUCUCUUUAUGAAUUGUUUGUGGUUGUCUAAGUGGGAAAAAAACAGGAUGUGAAGUGUGCUGCAUGGGAUUCCGUCACAUCGGCGCCAAGGAGUCUUACAGCAUGAUGCAUCCAGUAAAGAGGGUUAAUCAAGGCAUAAUAUUAUCUGGAACCUCCUUGCAUGUUAAACCAGAGCUAAAGGGACAAAAGUCAAGGCUUUCACCCCCUCUUCCCCUGAAAAAAAAAAAAAUCACUAUUGCAAUUUUUCUUUGAAAUCCAGUGUUUAGUACAUGCAUCUAAAUAUAAUUAUUCCCUUUUUUGUAGAAUAGGUUUAUUUAUCUGAGCAAUAAUUUUGUCUGAACUGACUUAAAUGGCUUAAUCUCCACUGAGUUGUUGGUGCGUUAGCGUUGAUGUGAUGUACAGAAGGCUACACAGAGGGGUGGAUUAGCAGGCAGAGGAAAAGACGCUGCUGACGUGUACAUCCACAGCGUGUAAUCUUGUAUAGUGGGAAGUACUCGGGGUAGCUGAAGAUGUUACAGUUUAUAUUGUGGAAUAAAGCCCUUUUGUUCUAUG
Messenger RNA from Monopterus albus (swamp eel), 5624 nucleotides. RefSeq names its product lysine demethylase 5Bb (gene kdm5bb). Gene Ontology annotation, molecular function: histone H3K4me/H3K4me2/H3K4me3 demethylase activity; DNA binding. The record is from RefSeq and is a predicted model, not a curated record. Gene Ontology annotation, cellular component: nucleus; chromatin. The transcript is spliced from 28 exons. Lineage: Eukaryota; Metazoa; Chordata; Actinopteri; Synbranchiformes; Synbranchidae. The coding region runs from base 226 to 4836 and encodes 1536 amino acids. Gene Ontology annotation, biological process: regulation of DNA-templated transcription; chromatin remodeling.